AUGUCUGCUGACUAUCAUGCUAAGAUGCAACAGAUGUUGUUUAAUCGAUAUACGAAUCCAACAUCCAAUGUUGCCCAUGAAGCCAAUGUGACACACAUGACAAACCAAGGAUCAAAUGCACCUAUCGCCACGACUACAACUGCCACCACCACUAUGGCCCCAACAAUGAACACCUAUUAUCCACAUCCAAAUACCAACCACACAUCUGAAAUGAAUCUACUAACGCCAAACAUAUACGAAUACAAAUCAAACGUUAUUGACAAUCAAGGUGGUAACGAUGUUGGAUACUUCUCGACUAGAGCUGCUGUGUCGGUGCCUUCAUCACGAAUAGACAGUUACAACAGCAAUAACAGUAAUACUUUUGAAGAAGAAAUAGACCGGUUCACCAAGGAACAUGACCCUAAUGUUAUUCCGAUUCAUGGGUUCAACCAUCAUCAAGAACUGUUUGACGGUCAAUCUACAAUAGACAAUCUAUCUUUGCAGAUGCCUAUACCACCUCCACCUCCACAACUACAACUACAACAGCAACCAAUACCAACAUUACCGCAACAGGCAGCACUACCAUUACCACCACAUCAACAACCAAUGCCGCCGCCGCCAGUACAACCAUCACAACCAGUGAUGCAGUUUUAUGAUACCACUCAAGAAUUCGUUGAACCAAUGGCACGUCCCCAGCCACAUAGACAAAAUACAGCACCGGCAUCUAGUUUAUCUAUACAAAAUCUACAGCAGCAUCAGCUCCAACAUCAGUUGCAACAGCAACAGCAGCAACAAACACACUACAACCAACAUCAAAAACGCAGCAGCAUCAAAUCGUCCGACAUGGGUUUGACAAAUCGUCAUUUAAAUGCAGCAAAUGAUCAUUUACACGCAAGACGCGAGUCCUUUUCUCAUGAAACUAAACCCAAAAUCAAGAAAGGAAGACCAAGAAAGAAGCCAGUGUUCCAUUUACAAUUAGAUAAUGUUAAAAAAUGUGUCCCUACGAUAACAUCUUCACAAUCUGAUUCUGGCACAGAUUAUUGGAAUAGAACACCUAGUGGACAUGUCCGCCGAAGACUUGCAUCCACCACCAUGGCGAAUUUGGCUAAUGGGUCCAAUUUGAAAUCGAACGAGGAUGAUUUAAAAAUCGCCGACAAGGAUUUGAGUUUCGCUGACCGCAAUUUUGCCAUUCCUACAUUUAAUCUUACUCCUUCAAUGGACCCUCCAGGAAAUCCGAAUGGGUAUUUUGAACUAAAUAACACUCCUGGUGUCAAUGAGAAUCUUGCAACCUCGGGUGGAUACUUUUCACCGGCUAUUAAUGAUAAUUCGGUCAACAAUUUUAACAAAACGUUUGAGGAUUACUUACAAGAAGCAGAAAAAUUAUCUGAUCAUAAAGGCACAGGUGACAGUAAUAAUGAGAAUAUAGCUAACGUUAAUCAGGCCGAUGUUGUUGAUUUACAACAAGAUACAUUGGUAACUAAUUUUACAGAAUUAGACAUCCCACAAAAUCAGAAUAUGUUCACUCCAUUGAAUUUUGAGUCAUCUAUUGGUGACGACUUUUUAUCAUCUGAAAAUGAGGCUCAGUUGGAUCGUGACCGUUUAUACUCAAAUGAAAUUACACCGCAGUAUUUGACAGUUGGCUCGGGAGACGAGGAAGACGAUCAGAGACUGGAUUUCAGAUUGCAAUUGCCCACUUUACAGAAAACCGUUUCCAGUCAAAGUGGCCAUAGUCCAGCUUCAGUAGGAUCUGAUCUGGUAUAUUCUGCCAGUACUGGUUUCACACCACCUACAACGAGCACAGCAACUGCUACAAAUACCGCUACUACCACUUUAUCCAAACCUCUGAAAAAGAGAGUUUCCAAAGGAGCAGUCUGUAGUGUUUGUGACAAAUAUAUUAGCAGAGAUAUUGCUAGACAUAUGAGAAUCCAUGAUGAAGUUGGCCGUUUCCAAUGUGUGUAUCCCAAAUCAAUGUGUAAUCACAAAACACAAAACUUCAAUCGACCUUAUGACUACAAAAAGCAUUUAUUGCAUCUGCAUUUCGUAUUUGAUGAUCCAAAGGGGAAAACUGCAAAUACAUUGACUGACAAAUUACCUAUUAUGGGGACAUGUGAAGCAUGUGGUGCUCGGAUGAUUGCCAAUGAUUGGUUAGAAUCCCAUAUUUUAACAAAAGAUCCAAAAGUCAGAUGUCCCUACAGUAAACAGAGUUAG
Molecule: messenger RNA, 2187 nt
Organism: Candida dubliniensis CD36
Lineage: Eukaryota; Fungi; Ascomycota; Pichiomycetes; Serinales; Debaryomycetaceae
Exons: 1
Coding region: 1-2187 (728 amino acids)
Source: RefSeq, a predicted model, not a curated record